AUGAAUGGCAUACAGGUUAUUGAUUGUAGCAAGUUCAUGUUUGAGGAUGCUGUCCUCUAUGGUGGAGGCAAGGAGGAGCUAGUGGACCAACUUAAGAACAAUGACUUGGCGAUUUUCUUGAGUGAUAGCACUGCUGACAAAAUGAAUGCCGUAGAGGUUCGAGAGGCAUUCAUGAAGACGACCUACUCCUAUGAAGAGGUAAUCAAGAUGCUGGACAUGAUGCCAUCAAUCAUUGACACUCAUCGAAGGAAUCUCUACUAUUCCUUGUUCAAAUCAAGGUCCACAGCCACGGAGCACCUGAACAAUGAUGAUGCAUUAUGGAGACGUUCUAUCCAGAGUGGAGUCGAGCAUCCAAAGUGGAUGAAUCAGAUCGACACAGUAGGAAGCAGCAAGUUGACUGAGAGAUACAAUCGAUUGAUUGCAACGAGAGGAAUCUACUUUAUCCUUCAUAUCAUCAUGGUGCAGCUCGUCAAGGAAAAGCCAGAUUGGAACGGUGAUCAGUUUAGGUUCAUGACUGGAAUGUACUUGUCCGCUGUCACCAAUGUGUAUGGAGCUGAGGCCAUUCAAACCUACUCCCAUAUAUUACAUCACCAUGUUGGGGAGGUAGUUGAUGAGUACGGAAGCAUUGCUAUCUUCUGUAUGCUAUCACUUGAGUCGUUGCACCUUGUGACCAAGUGCUUUGUUGAUAGGUGCACCAACAAAACCAGGCAUGGCAAUAUCGCUCUAUCAAAGACAGUGAUCAAUGAUUCACUUGUGGAGAAGAGGCUUAUGUACAAUGAGGAUUUGAAGAACGAAAUCAAUMGGUUUGACUUGCCCGAUCUCAUGGAACAGAUGCGCAGAUGGGACAGCAAGUAUAGUGUUGGUCAAGAUGUGGAUGUGUGCACUGCAUCAGGAUUGACUGCGACUGAUAACCUCUGA
Molecule: messenger RNA, 918 nt
Organism: Acytostelium subglobosum LB1
Lineage: Eukaryota; Evosea; Eumycetozoa; Acytosteliales; Acytosteliaceae
Exons: 4
Coding region: 1-918 (305 amino acids)
Source: RefSeq, a predicted model, not a curated record